Microbotryum saponariae is the source of this 877-nucleotide messenger RNA. The record is from the annotation of a GenBank genome assembly. NCBI's taxonomy places the organism in Eukaryota, Fungi, Basidiomycota, Microbotryomycetes, Microbotryales, Microbotryaceae.
AUGGCUCGCAACUCGGACAUCUCGCCCUACGUUGGCAAGUUCUCCCGCUCGCAGGUCUACUCCAAGAAGGGCCUCUACAAGCGCGAGCACAAGGCCGCCCCCGCCGCCGCUGCGCCCGCCCCCGAGACCAAGACCAAGGUCGUCGGCGGCAAGGCCAACGGCUCCUCGCGAACGAUCCCGACCUCGCGAGCGGCCAAGUUCUACCCGUCCGAGGACGUUAAGCAGCUCAAGCGAUCGCGCAAGUCGGUCCACGCCCCCAAGCUCCGCUCGAGUUUGACCCCCGGCACCGUCCUCAUCUUGCUCGCCGGCCGAUUCCGCGGCAAGCGAGUUGUCCUGCUCAAGCAGCUCGACAGCGGUCUCUUGCUCGUCACCGGUCCCUUCAAGGUCAACGGUGUCCCCCUGCGAAGGGUGAAUCAGGCCUACGUCAUCGCCACCUCGCUCAAGCUUGAUAUCUCUUCCCUCACCGUGAGUCCGCUUCGUGCGCUUCCUUUCGCCUCAACCGUCCUUGAACUCAUGGUGCUGACGCCCAUCGUCGAAUUUUGCUCUAGGUUGACGCCAAGUUGAACGACGCCUACUUCGCCAAGCCCAAGUCGGCUUCGCGCAACGGUACCGAGGGCGAGUUCUUCGCCGACAAGGCCGAGAAGAAGGCCUACCCCGAGGACAAGGUCGCGGACCAGAAGGCGAUCGACAAGGCUGUCCUCGCGGCCGUCAACGCCAAGCCCAACGCCGCCAAAUACCUCGCCGCCACUUUCGGUCUGUCCAAGGGGCAAUUCCCCCACUUGCUCAAGGUCAGUUAUCGAGUCUCGGGUAACGCCCGCCAUCCAGUUCUUCGGGUCCCAGGGCUGACCCUUCCCUCUUGAUUCUCACGCAGUUCUAA